Molecule: messenger RNA, 2303 nt
Organism: Nylanderia fulva
Lineage: Eukaryota; Metazoa; Arthropoda; Insecta; Hymenoptera; Formicidae
Source: RefSeq, a predicted model, not a curated record
GACACAUACCAAUAUACAGAUGUACAUGAAAAUAAACGUAAAUAUGACGAUACAAUAAUUCUGGUAGCCGUUUCGAGACGCGCUCGCACAUUUUCAAUACCAUAUAAAACACCGGAACGAACAGACGAUCGUUGACAAACAGCAAAUUUAUAGCGAACAUUACUUUUCAAUUUCUUUGCAACAUCACUACAUAUCACUAUCCGCAUCGUCUUUUCCAUAGUUUAAUUAAAACUACGAGAUAUCAACAAUAUAUGUAAUCGUUGACCUCGUCAGCCUCUACUAGUCGAGAUAUUGUGUAACAAUAUUGUGCCAUCCGUGAAUAGAGUUAAAAAUGUUAAACGUGAACCUAUGUUUGAUUUCUAUUUUGAGAUGCAUUCUAACGCUUCAAAUACUCAAUCAACCUGUACACACAAAGCUAUCCGCAUUGUCGAACAGAGUAAAAGUAAAUGUGUCUGAAGGGACAUUAAUCGGCAUCGUCAAGAAAAGCAAAUAUGGCGAUUCUUACAAUGCCUUUUGUGGAAUACCAUAUGCUAAGCCUCCAGUGGGUGAUCUCAGAUUUCAAGAUCCGCAACCACCAGAACCAUGGUCCAGCGAUAGAGACGCUUUGUCUUACGGAUACAACUGUCUUCAGGUGGAUAUGAAAUACACAGUCGGCAACGAAGACUGUCUCUAUUUGAAUGUGUAUACCAAUGAUAUGACGACUUCAAAGAAAAAUGCUGUGAUGGUGUGGAUACAUGGUGGAGGCUUUUUUGUGGGAGACAGCACCUCGGCUUUGUACGGUCCCGAUUAUAUCAUGCGGAAGGAUGUGGUACUCGUCACCCUGAAUUACAGAUUAGGUGUUCUAGGUUUUCUCAAUUUUGAUGAGAAAAUAGCAACAGGAAAUCAGGGCUUAAAAGAUGUAGUUAUGGCGUUAAGAUGGAUUAAAAGAAAUAUAUUGCAAUUCGGUGGAGAUCCCGAUAACGUCACAAUUUUUGGUCAAAAUGCGGGUGGAGUGAUGGUUCAUUAUCUAACUAUUUCACCGUUAGCUAAAGGUUUAUUUCAUAAAGCAAUAUGUCAAAGUGGUGUUAUGACAGUUCCUUGGGCUUUCACUGAACAAGACGAUGCUAUCAAUAACGGUCUGAUGUUAGCCCAGAAGCUUGGUAAUGCGACUUUUGAUCCGGAAGACGCCUUGAAAUUUCUGAAAGACAUAGACGGAAGAAAAUUGAUAGCAGCGGAGAUUGGCUUAGAUAUUUUGCUUGCAUUUACGCCGACCGUGGAUUCCAAGUCAUCGAAUCCUUUUUUACCAGAAAAUCCAUUGCAAUUAUUACGUAAUGGAAUUGAAAUACCAAUUAUGUUCGGAUAUAAUAACCAGGAAGGCAAUUGUUUCAUUAAUGCCACUUUUGUCGGCCUGGUAAACAACGAGACUUUAAAGGAAAUUGAUUAUGAUUUCAAGAAAGCCAUAUAUCCUAGAGUUUUGCGUCAAUUAUCACAACUUGGGAUCACGGUACCAGAAUUACGAUCAUUGUAUUUUGGUAAUAAAACAGUGUCGGAGGAAACUAUAGAAAAUCUUUCUGAUUUUAUCGGCGAUCAGCAUAUCUAUAGAGGCAUUAUACAAGCAAUUGAUACUCAAAUGAAUUCUAAUGUUAACGAGUCGACUUACUUGUACAAAUUUUCGUACAAAAGUGAAACCUCUCCUGUGAAGAAAAUAUUUUUUCAAAAACCGCUUUCAGGUACAUCUCACUUCGAGGAACUGGGCUAUUUAUUUUAUCCUCAUAUAGGAAAAACAUUCGGUGUGUUACCAUUUGCACGUGGUACGCCGGAUUAUAAAAUUAUGGAAUACUUAACGCAGAUGUGGACAAAUUUUGCUAAAACGGGAAAUCCAACACCUUCUUCAGCUAAUUUUACAUGGUCUCCAGUGAAAAAUGGAACUACGUAUGAUUAUUUAAAUAUUAAUAGAAAACCUCGAAUGAAGAUUCUUAUUAAAGGAAACCAACGAUGGGAUUGGGAGAACAGACUUAAAUUAUCAAAAGAGUUAUCCUUCGCCGCAUCGUCGAACAGAGUAAAAGUAAAUGUGUUUGGAGGGACAUUAGUCGGCAUCGUCGAGGAAAGCAUCUAUGGUUCUUACAAUGCCUUCCGUGGAAUAUCAUAUGCUAAACCUCCAGUGGGUGAUCUCAGAUUUCAAAAAAACACGCACUCUUUAAAAUUAUUAACUUCUAGAAACUUUUAAAAAGUUACGAGAAUAAUAUCCACUCGUGACCUUAUGCAAUAUAAGGUAUAUCGAAUAGAGGUAGACAAAUGAAUCGAUAAUUCAUUCCUUCAUUAAU